Molecule: messenger RNA, 3575 nt
Organism: Monomorium pharaonis (pharaoh ant)
Lineage: Eukaryota; Metazoa; Arthropoda; Insecta; Hymenoptera; Formicidae
Exons: 6
Coding region: 2643-3329 (228 amino acids)
Source: RefSeq, a predicted model, not a curated record
GUCAACCGCUUAAAAAAAAGUAGAAAUACCAGUGCGUUUCUCAGAUCGCUGCGCGAUAAAAAAAACCAUCUGUCCGAUAAAAGGGCGGCGAGCUCCCUUCUGGCUCGAGACGCGUCCGCACGCGUAUAUUCGUGUAUACGUGGUUAAAAAUUCGUGGCGGUCGUUCCCUUUUGUACAAAAGAAUGGCAAUAUCAUUGCAUUCUCUCCUUGAGAUGCCACACGAGAAGAAAAAGUAGCUUGUUACCGAGCCGGGAGACCCGGAAGAGCGUCACUCAGCUCGGAACACCCGCGUGUGCGAGAGCAAAAACGCGGUUAAAAAUUCGUUGCGGUUGUCCCUGCGGUUUUUUUUGCAAAAAAUAAAAAAAAACUUCCCAGGAAUCGGGGAACCAAGAGAAGUUUUCUAAAUGUGAACCGAACGAGGAGAACAGUUUCCUGAAAGUUGUGGGGUCAGAGGGAAAAAAAUUGGUUUCAAGAAAACCUUCAUCGGACGAAAGGACCGGAGAAAGACUUUCCAUUUCAAUAUUAUGACCACCUCGAAUUUUUAACCAUCUUAAAUAACCUUUUUUGCUCAUAUAUAUUAUCUCGAAUUUUGUUCGUUCGAAAAAAAAGGGCUUUUGUUUUCCGGUUUCUUUUCUUCGUUCGAGGACUAAGAAAGACGUAAAUACGCGAGUUUUAAAAAUCAGUCAAUGGGAAAAGGAAUGCUGCUAAUUAAUUUCUUUAAUUAUUUAUCUUGAACUUUGUUUCUUUGAUAAUCGAUCGUUUAAGAAGAAACAGAGAGCGCUGGUCUUCUUUCUCUUUUUUCCUCUAUAAUUUGCUCCCACGACGAUCGUUCUUUGGAACGCGGCAGGAUCGGUAAGCGGCAGGGGGUCGUCGAUCGGAAGGUGGUGCCACCUGCAGCACCUGUCCGCGCCAGGUGAGAAUAAAGAGAAGGAGCCGCAGUAGCCUGAAAUUCAGUUGGGUCGACGCCGUGGGACACGUGUGUUACGUUAUCUAUACGUAUUCCGGUCGCCGCGGGGAGAUUACGUUGAACUCGGCCGGUUCGGCGUCGAGGAGGAGCUCACCGUGUGCGCAAAUCGAGGAAUCCCGCGAGGACAGCACGAGGAAGGUCGGCAAGGGCCGCCGUUUAGUCCGGGACCUUCAAGUUUCAAGAGGGAAAGAGGAGGAGAAGGAGUGAGAGACGCGGCAAACCGAGGGACGUCGUACACCACACAGCCAUCGCGGAGCAGCGAAACUGGACGCAAACGGGAUGCCGAAGCAAUGCAGUUGACACAUCGCAAGAUCUCACGUGGUAAAAAAACACGCGUCUUCAAGAUACCAUUAAGAAGUCCCGACAUCAAAAGGUAUUCGAGGUGGAUUCUGAAGCGACGACGUUUCAGAAUCCCUCCAUCAGGACUCGCGCGCAAUAGCAUUUGAUCGGAAACAAAGAAGCAAGAAGAAGGAAAUUGCCGCGGUAAUUUAAGCGACACACACAUUGCACACCUCGCAUUGAGAGAAACUUCGCCGUGCGACAAGUUCAAGCGGGGAAUUCUCUUUCUCUAACUUCGCAAGCCGCAAAAGCCGUCGAAAUAUACGUAAUAAAAGAUUGCGGCGGUAUCCAAGGGGGCCGAACGAUUUUCCGCAAUCCACCACCUGUGGCUUCUGAUAACUCCUCUGAUAAGGAGAGAAAGAGGAGCGCCGCGACACCGCCGCGGGGGCCUUCGAGAUUAACGCUAAGCCCUCAUUUUUAAGGAACCCUCUCUUUCUAUUAACUCAGGUAGAUGUACUCCGCAAGUUACGAAAGAAUGUUUUAACCGCGCCGUAUUUAAGAGAGAGAAAGAGAGAAAGAGACGAUCGAUUUCGCGAACUGGAGAGGAGAAUGUUACAAGUCCGUAACUUAGAAUACUUUUGGAAAUUCGGAGUGAGAACAAUGAGACGUUUGUUUUAAUAAAUAAGAAUUGAAAGCGAUUUUCUUCGGAGGUGAGAUUAUUUGCUCUCAUUCCAAGAUCGGUGGACAAAGGUCUGCUGGCGAACGUGGAACAGACGUUGCCGGAAGUAAUCUCGGACAAUCGCGUCAUAGAGAGAUCGUUGAAGAACGCACCGGUAGAAAGCGCGUUAUUAGAUCUCCGAGGAAGAGUCGGAAGCUUCUGUAGAAGAUUGUGAAGAGAUCUGUCGAACAGAGGUGGGAUUGGCGACAUCCCCUUCUCCCCCUUUUCUCGAGCACCGUGGAAGGUAAUUCACGAAAAACGGCGAACCACUACGGGGUGCAUUACGCGAACUCGUACGCGUGCAGCAACGGCGCACCGAGCGUGUACACCAGCACCGGCUGUUGCACGAACGUCAACGGUGGCGGCUUUAACGUUCACCAGCCGCAGCCCCACGAGGAUUAUCGGCCGAUCUACUUUUACGUGGCGCAGCCCUACACGAUCCCGUACACCUUCGCCAAGAGGCCGAAACCCGCCGCGUCGUCGUUGCUAAGGGCGGCAAAGCCGCGCGGCAACAAUUGCCGCGUAAAGUUCACCAAGCGACUCGGGAACGCCGACUUCUCGCAGAAGGUCAAGCAGGGCGAGUUCUCGCGGAGUCUGAACCAGGUGCACUUCGCGGAGGGUCAGGGUCAAGUGCUCGCGAGCUAUCCAAAAGCUGGAUCAUCGUCUCGCGACCCGAGAAUGACGUCGAUGUUUCGAAGAGGCACGAUCUUCGCGACCUUCUUUCUAUCAUUGCUAGGCGGUGGGCUCGUCUGCGCCGCCCUUGUGACGCAGCACUGGGUAGAGGCGCGACCGUGGAGAACGCCUAAUCCUCAGGAGAGCGCUGGCAGAGUUCAUUUCGGCUUGUUGCAGGGUAAAAAGGAGUUAAACGUCGCUUACGGAUGGAGGACGUAUCACGUGUCCGUUCCUCAAAUGAUCCGGCAGGAUCCAUCGGUGAUGUCUUGGGCACUUUGGAUCGGUACUUUAACAACAACCUCGGCUGCUCUGCUAGCGGCUGCAUUAGCUGCGCUUUUGGCAGUUUUAAAUACGGCUACUUCACCAAGAUCAAAAAUUCUAUCUAUUCCUGGAGUAUAUUUUAUAAAUAUGUUAACGCUGUUAAUGUGCUUAGCAAGCACUUGUACUUGGUUAGCGCAAUAUUAUACGAGACUAUACGUCAAUGUGCUUCCAAAGGAGGACAUCGAUAAUAUGUGGACCAGCGAAGGUUCUGCUGAGCUUGGUUAUUCAUUUUGGCUCGUGGUUAGUGCCGGUGUUGUACAUCUCAUUAGUAUAGCAUUAGUUGGCUGGGGCUCAGGUAGAGAAAAGGAUGAUCGUCUGGAACCAAUACCCGCACUUGAAGAGAAAACAGCCGCAGCGAUAAUGUUAUACUAAAAUAUUAUAAUAUUAUUGCUGCAAGACUUCGACUGAAUUACGUUAAUGUGCGUAAUAUCAAGUUAAUAGUGUCUAUAUCGAGAUUAAACGAAAAUUAACUGAGAUUAAUAGCAAUGAAAUUUUCGUUUAUAUUUGUGCCUUGCACAGUUCCUAGAUCUGCCAGACGUUUGUAAUCAGUUGCCUAGGUGUGUUUUGCAACCGAUAUCGUGCAAUUUUAUAUCAAAUUAAAAUACAAAAAUAAACUUA